Molecule: messenger RNA, 2640 nt
Organism: Dendronephthya gigantea
Lineage: Eukaryota; Metazoa; Cnidaria; Anthozoa; Malacalcyonacea; Nephtheidae
Exons: 3
Coding region: 490-2358 (622 amino acids)
Source: RefSeq, a predicted model, not a curated record
AAACGUAACAAAAUGUAGCAUAAAAACAGUAAACGUUGCAAAAUAUCGAGGGAAAAAGACCGAAGUGGUAAACUCAAUUAUCUAUGCGAGAAAAUAAAAGGACACUCUCAAGCUGGUGAUAUUGAUAAACAAGUUAAAUAACAGGUUAUGCGUGAGCCUCGUCCAAUUUUCACAUCAAGUAUAUGAGACAAAGAUCAUAGUUGGCUAAAGGUAAAUAUAGUAAAAUUUUACCCCAGUUUAGACUUCAUAUGUAUGGCAGUUUAUAUAGUGAUAUAUGGUAAACUCAAUUAUCUAUGCGAGAAAAUAAAAAGGACACUUUCAAGCUGGUGAUAUUGAUCAAUAAGUUAAAUAACAGGUUAUGCGUGAGCCUCGUCCAAUUUUCACAUCAAGUAUAUGAGACAAAGAUCAUAGUUGGCUAAAGAGAUAUCAUUGCCAUCUGCACACAGAUGUGACGCCUUCGGAUCAAUUUAGGCGACUCCAAGUUGAACAAUGAAUCAUUCAUCAAGGUUUCUUAUCGCGAUACUCAUUUUAGCUUUGGUCUUUGUUGCGAACACUGAAGAAGACAGCCUAAUAAACAGAUCAAUACAAGUCGAAAAUAGAGUCGUUAGAACUCUUCCAUUCCGUAUACGAAAGAAUGUGGACGAGAGAUUAAAUUUCACUGCAUCCAGUACAUCUGAACCUAGUCCUGAAGGUGAUGGUACAUCUGAACCUAGUCCUGAAGGUGAUGGUACAUUUGAACCUAGUCCUGAAGGUGAUGGUACAUCUGAACCUGAAGGUGAUGGUACAUCCGAGCCUGAAGAUGAUGGUACAUCUGAACCUGAAGGUGAAGGUAAAAGUGAGCCUGAACCACAACCUGAAACAUGGCCUGAACCAGGCCCUGAAUGGGAGAAAGCUUACAAAUUGUGGAAAAGUGCAUGGCCUGCACAUAAUUACAUAUUUGCAAUAAUAUUUCUGCUGAUGGCUUUCUAUUCAGGAUAUUACGUCGUAUUCAAUGUCAAAGAUGGUCUACGUAAGAAAUAUCUUAGCAUCUCAUUAAAUGUUAUGAUGUUCAUUUUAUCCAUAACACGUUCGUUUGUAUUAUUCUUUGACCCAUAUCACCAGGGAACUUUAAUGAAAGAAAAACUUAUUCUUCAUAUGAUGUGGUCGAUUGGAACUCCCUGUUUGCUGGCUUCGGAUUCUCUGUGCAUCCUGGCUCUAGCGGAAUCGGCAAACGUGAAUUUAACACACCAACGUUUUCAACGUUUGUCAAAUAUUUUGGUUGUAAUCUCCCUACACUUUGUCUUAGUCAUAACCACAGAUAUCGUCGUGUCAGCGCAUAUGAGCGCUAAAGUUAUGAUCUUAUUCUGUCAGGUAUUCUCCGUCAUUUGGGGAUCGUUCUUGGGUUUCUGGUACAUUGCUCUCGCGCAAAAAAUGAACAAAGUCUUGUUCAAAGCGGCUGGUCGACGUAAAACACGAGGAGACCGUGUUUACUUGUUGCUCAUCUACCUUUCCAGUGCUGCAAACCUUUUCACAUGUGUUCUGAUCAUUUACUCAGCAGCUGGAGUGUUUGGAGUCUACUCUGAAGUAGAGUUUGUCGAGGCGUGGCCAUGGUUUACUCUACAAACUGGCAUGCGAACUUCAGAGGUUUUAGGGGCUCUGCUUGUUUUUACCGUGAGUGCAAAGCGUAAUAGGAUGAAGAACAAGGUCGACAUCAUCAUCGUGUGUGGGGAGACAACGGAGGGGAGGGAAUCGAGCGAUACUUUAACAACAACGCAAACACUUAAUAAUUUGCACGGUCAACAUUUAAACAUUCCCUCAUGGAAGCGACCAUCACAUACGUCAGCAGAUAACAGCGAAGGUUCACGCUCCCCCCGUGCACGAAAAAUGAGCCUUUUCUCGGAACUGCACGAGACCAAGUUAUCAGCAACAGGUGUAGGAAAGACACAACAACGAAACUCCUUCCUUAUAAGCAAAACGUCCGGUAAAAUGGCUGGAAAUUUGAACGUGCACCCAACAAAUAACAACGUGUCUGGGAAUGGUAGACGGAUGAGUAUGUUUUCACAGUUACAAGAACUAAAACUUUCAGCCAUCGGAAAUGAUUCAGACGUGCACGUGAAUGACACGGUUCAUACGCAUGGGAAUAUGACAGAGAAGAACGUGAACACGAGAGACGAGCACGUUUCUGACACGACUAAUACACAUGGUCAUGUCACCGAAACAUAUGAAAAUAUGACAGAUGGACACGUGAAAGACACGCAUAAUGUAUGGAAGAUUACGAGGAGCAACGAGUGUAGAAGUUCACAAAGGAGCCUGUUCGCAGGUCAACAUGGAAAAGAAAAACUGGAUGACAUGAAAGUUUUGGAAUAUAAGGAAGACUAAAAAAACUACGAAGCCUGAAUGGAGAACUUUCCUAGCUACACGACGAUUAAUACAGUCAUCUGGGACUGAGAACUUCCAAGCUCAACCCCCUAGAAAAUCCUAUGACACCCCUCCUCCCCUUGCACGUUGUAUCACAUUGUAUAUUUUGAAAACAGAACACGACACACAAGUAUAAUACAUAAUUUAUUCGCAUCAAAAUCGGGCCAUUAUAUAAUGCUUAUCUGUAAGAACCAUAAAAUUUAGAUUACAUGAUAUUCUAUACAAACAAUUAUACCGAACCUA